Conger conger (European conger) is the source of this 859-nucleotide messenger RNA. It is a transcript of the gene c21h18orf32, whose product is annotated as UPF0729 protein C18orf32 homolog. Lineage: Eukaryota; Metazoa; Chordata; Actinopteri; Anguilliformes; Congridae. Gene Ontology annotation, biological process: positive regulation of canonical NF-kappaB signal transduction. Bases 89 to 409 code for a protein of 106 amino acids. The transcript has 3 exons. The record is from RefSeq and is a predicted model, not a curated record.
UAUUGGACGGCAUGCAAGUAACAAAAAUACUGGUUGGAUUCUUCACAGUGUAGGCCGUUAAAGCAAAGAUGGUGGAGGACAUGACAAGAUGGAAAUGUUAGUUUGUUUACAAGUCAACGGAGAACGGCUUGAACUUUGGGUUUGGGCCGCAGCCAUGGUGUGCAUUCCUUGCAUUGUCAUUCCUGUACUGCUCUGGGUUUAUAAGAGAUUUCUCGAACCCAUCAUUUACCCCUUCAUCUCCCCAAUCAUAAACCGAUUCUGGACAAAAAAAGCAGUCCAGGAGAGUGGAACAGGUGAUGCAACAGCUAAGGAGAACUGCAACGGGACAUGCAAGACUGAAUGCAAUGGGAAUGUUAAUAGUUCUACCACCAAUGGACCAACUACAGUUUCGGAUAAGAAGACGGACUGACAUUGCAAGGGACAGCUUUGAAAGCAGUGGAGAUAUUCCAUUUUGUGAUUAUCUGGAUUAUUUACUGUGAUUUCAAAUAUUUUUUUAAAUGGAAUAUUUAAAAAUUAAAUUGAGGAUAACAGGAGUUGUCAUGCUUCUAUACAAUUAAUUCCUGCAGUAGACCAUCUAGAAACAUACAACCUGAAUUUUUAUUGUCAUUUGUUUUAGAAUUUAUUCCAUUUUAAAUUGUAUUGUAAUUAGAAAAUAUGUAAUAUAUUGAUGAGUUUCUGGCUUCAGGACUUUCCUACACGUCUUUGUCUUGUCUUCAUUAGUCAAAUUCCAUAAUUCAACUUGUAAUUUUUAUUUUAAUUACAGUUUCCAUAUAUGUAAUACAUCUUUAUUCUUACCUUGUAGAUGUUGUUAUAUAUAUUUUGACUUGUAAAUAAUAAAUGUCAAUCUAAACACUCUUUA